Molecule: messenger RNA, 493 nt
Organism: Fomitopsis serialis
Lineage: Eukaryota; Fungi; Basidiomycota; Agaricomycetes; Polyporales; Fomitopsidaceae
Exons: 4
Coding region: 60-287 (75 amino acids)
Source: RefSeq, a predicted model, not a curated record
GCCAUCACCUCCUUCCCACCGCCGGGCCCUCUACGUCCCGACGUUACGUACAUUCCCCCAUGUUGCUGUGGACAAGCUGUGGCUGCUUUUGCUCUGUCGCCGUGUCUCUUCACUGCCCAGGACACCGUCGAGCGAUGAGCAGAAAGUUUUUAUGGGGCUGUUAUCGGAAUCGGAGCCCCCCUAACUCGAUUAUAUCAUCGAAACUCGCAUUCGUGUCGCAUGUGACGCCUGCGACGCAAGAUGCCUUGCGAACAAGGUUACAGGUGGUCCGAGCAACACAACUCUGAUCUAUGGCCUCAAGUCGGACGCGGCAUUGCAGCACCCGCUCGUUCGUCUGCAAGUACAUAUGUGUGGCCCGGAUCACUUCCGUCACAGCGAGAGUGGCCCUGGCAUGACAGUCAGCGGCAGUCCGUCCGUACUUAUUCGCUCGUGGCGUUUUCCUGCAGAGCAAAUUGCCCACCUCGCAAAAACACUACACGUGUCCGGAGCGUGU